Molecule: messenger RNA, 938 nt
Organism: Diabrotica balteata
Lineage: Eukaryota; Metazoa; Arthropoda; Insecta; Coleoptera; Chrysomelidae
Source: the annotation of a GenBank genome assembly
CGACAGAUGAAACAUUUUGUUUGUUUAUCUACAAUAAAUUACAAUUGUCGUCUUAAACGAUACCACAAGUUUACAGUUAAAUAGACAUCAAGCAGAGCAUUGAAAUGAUGUCCAAACUUGUGUAAAAAAAGCCACCAGGACAUCUAUUUUUCAUAUAAAACAUGUAUAUGAUAAACGUCCUACUAAUCGUUUUCCUGUGCACCGGAUUAUCUCAUGGAUAUUUUAAAAUUAUAGCAGAUGAUGGGGAUUUAACAUGUAGACCUAGUGGUGUGGAAUGUCUAAACGCAAAUACUUUUACCACUUGUUCGAAUAUCGGCAGCGUAACAUCUUUACAUGCUAUCUUGCGCUGUCCUGAUGGCUAUCACUGCGAUGAUUCUACAUCUAUACCGUGUCAACCAUCCACAGAAGCAUCAACAACAAGCAGUACAGUCGCUAGUACGUCCACUGAAGUUCCAAGUAGUGCAUCAACCACAACUGAGAAGACGAACUCACCUGUUUCAACGAUAACUUCCUCUAGUACAGUAGAAAGUAGUACUACAUCUAGUGCUACAGUAAACACAAGUACAACGAAGAAGAAAGUGCCCAGACCUUCUGGUCCGCCACAAUGCAAUGCAGUUGGACUUUAUCCUGCUCCUCAGUGUAAUCAGUAUUACGAAUGCGUACAAAGUACUUAUUUGUUUUUCUGGACAUCUUAUUCAGCAGAAUUAAGAACAUGCAUAGAUGGCGAUUACUAUGAUACCGAACGAAAACAAUGCAUUUUAGCUUCUUUAAGUGAUUGUGAAGUGUGAAUGUAUUUAACUAAUUUUGAACAUAUAUAAUUAAAAUAAUUGGUAGUACUUUUUUAAACAUAAAAAUAAAUAAAAAAAUUAACUUUAGUAGAAUUGAACUAAAUUAUUUUAAUAAUUAAUAUAGCAUUAAAAUAAAAAGGAUAUACUCAU